Heterostelium album PN500 is the source of this 3660-nucleotide messenger RNA. RefSeq lists its product as uncharacterized. The transcript has 5 exons. The record is from RefSeq and is a predicted model, not a curated record. Bases 1 to 3660 code for a protein of 1219 amino acids. Gene Ontology annotation, molecular function: metal ion binding. NCBI's taxonomy places the organism in Eukaryota, Evosea, Eumycetozoa, Acytosteliales, Acytosteliaceae.
AUGAAUAUAAAACAGCAUCAUCAUCAUUCGGUGAUAUCUAAUAAUAAUAAUAAUAGUUCAACAACAACGACCACUACAACCACCGCUACCACUAAAGAAUGGCCCGCUGUUCUUUCUUCAAACAACAGCAACAAUACACAUGCAAGUUCAUCGUCGGGUGGUUCUGCUUCAGUAGCAAACUCAACCACCAAUAGCAGUAGUAGUAAUACAACUAGAUAUCCUGUUGUUUGUAAAUACUAUAAAUCUGGCACCUGCAAACUAGGUGACUCUUGUAGAUUCUCGCAUACUCCCACUACAUCCUCGCCAAACAACCUUCCACAAUCGCCAUCUCUCUUACCCAAUCCAAUACUGCAUCCACCACAAUUUUCACUUCAACAACAACAACAACAAAGUAAUUCACUUCCUUUACAUCCACCAAUACCAAGUUCUUCUUCUUCUUCUUCUUCCUCUUUUAACAAUAACAACAAUAACAACAGCAAUAACAAUGUAAAAAGUAAUUUAAUAAACAAUAAUAAUGAUAGCAGCAGUAAUAGUAUAGGUGGAGACAAUAGUAAGCAUAGUAAAAAGAUCGAUCUGAAUAACAGUAAUAGCAAUAGUAAUAGUAAUACAGUACCAGCACCACUUCCAUUUCCACAACCUACUUCAUUACCCAACCCUUUGAUAUCGUCUUCGUCGUCGUCUUUACAGAGUCCAGGAUUAAUCGCUUUAUCUCAACAACAGUUGCAACAAUCUCUAACAUCACUUCCUCUCAACAGUUUGACACUCGACGACUCGGAAGAGUUCAUCUCGUAUCACUGCAGAUCUAAUCCCUCACGCAUGGCUGGUCGUCGUCCAUUUCUACAGUUGGUCGUCCUCUAUGCAUCCGACGCACGUGUAUUACGUUUUGCAAAAGAAGUUCAAAACCAAUUUUUAGAAGGUGGAAUCGAUGUUUUUCUUAAAACCGAAGAAAACUCUCAAAGUAUAAAAACAGAGAAUCUUGCAGAGAUUAUAACCAAUUCAAAAGCCGAUUGCCUUGUAGUUUUAGGUGACAGAAAUCUUAAGAAUAAGAGCUGUCAAGCUAAGCGUAGAGGUAAAUUAGUUGAGAUGGAGAUUGAAGAAGUUAUCACAUCGAUUUGGAGUGAAUGGAAUCAAUUGUUACCAAAGGAGGAAGAGGAUUUGACAUACGAACAAGUUUUUAAUCUUUUAGAGAAACAUUGUAAACUUCGUCAUGUAAAAGAUAGAUUAACUAAAUUAAGAAAUAAUAUUUCAGAAUUUAAAGAUAUUAAAUUACCACAAAGGAAUGCUAGAAACUCGGAUACUGCUAAUCAUUCGUUUUUAGAUGAAAAGAUUGCCUCAAAGUUGACAACAGCUCAGAAAUCAGUUAUACGUUUUCAUCAACAGGUUGUAGAGGCUAUUCAGUAUAUUGAGGAGAUGCCAUUCGUUACACAGUCCGACAAACUAUCGUCGUCGCGUGGAUCUUCGGUUGGUCCUGAUGUUUUAGCUCAGAACGAACAGAAACCGGUGAUCAGCGAGUCAAACAGAGAGAAACUGCUAUUCCAGUUGAACAAGAUUCUCCCAAAGAUCGAAGGAAUGGCCGACACUCUCUCAGAGUACGGUGCACCGCUUUCCGAUGCCUACUUUGACGAGUACAACUCGAAUGUCACCGCAAAGGCCAACGAGAGCAACAACAGCGCCAAUGGUGGUAGUGGUGGUGCCGGUGGCGAUCCAGACGAGUUUGUCGAUUUGAAACCCGGUCAGUGGAGAUGUAAUCUAUGUACUUUUAUCAACGAUAACGUACCAAAUUGUUCAAUGUGUGAGACUCCUUACACCGCACCCAACGGCAACAACGACAACGAGUGGUCGGUUCCAGGCAAAAAGUCAAAGAAACUUAGCAUUCAAACCAGCUAUCAAAAAGAUUCUAGCUCCGAGGAUUUGCCAGCUUCUCAAGUGUUACCAUCGACUCCCUCAAAGAAAGAACCAACAACUACCAACGCAUCAGAAAAGAAGAAGAAUGAAAAUAAGUUAUCAAUACAAUCAGAUAACCAACAACAGGUUAUUCAACAGCAACAACAACAAACUAAUCAACAACAACAACAACAACAACAAAAGAUUUCUUUAAAUAACUCAGCUCAAUCGAUUUCAAUUUCAAAUGUUAUUCCACCAUCAACAACACCUUCACCUCCUUUACAACAACAACAACAACAACAACCACAACUACAACAACAAUCUAUUUCUUCAUCUAGCUCUGCCGUUCAUUUCUCUAGCGCUCAUCUCAAUUUACCAACAGCAGUAGUCAAUGGUACAACGGCACCCUCCUCGUCAUCGCCUCCUCCAUACACUCAGAUUUCACAAAAUAUUAAUAAUAUUAAUAAUCCAUUUGCUCAGUUGCUUUCCAAUAGUCUUACCAAUCAACCUGUUAACAUUUUGCAGCUACCAACACAACCACUCCAAUCAAUACCAAUUCAACAGAUUCCACAACCAACACAACCAAUCCAACCAGAGCAUUAUGAAGAAGAGUAUCCAUCAUUAAACCAAGUUUCCAAAUCGAAAUCAAAACUAAAGCAGCCAUCGAAUACACCAAACACCAAUAGCGCCAAUACUAGUUCACAGUUGAAUGUUUCACCGCCUUCUACCACCCCAUCCUCACCAAUUUUGACGACUUCUCCAACUAAAUCUAAAAUUUCACAACCAACAACAACAACACCAACACCAACACCAAUCCCAGUAACACCAAUAACACUCCAACAACAAACCAUUUCAAAGCUAGCAGGUCUAUCAAAUAUAACACCAAUUCAAAAUAAUAAUAAUAAUAACAAUCCAAUUAGUCAACUUAACAAUAAUAGUCAACAAAUUAAUUCGAUUCAACAACAACAACAACAACAGCAACAACAACAAGAACAAAAUAAUAUUUCACAACAAUAUCAAUAUUAUAAUAUGUUUUCGCAACCAGGUUUUGUAAAUACUUCUAGCUAUUUAGAUCAAUCAACACCAGUUACCAGUAACCUACUUAACAGCAAUACAUUUUCACAAGAUCCUAUAUUUGGUUGGUCCUCUGCUUUCUCUGCCAAUGGCAAUAGCUAUCUAUCGCCAGCGGUAUCACAAGAGAAUACAAAUACCAAUAAUAAUAUUAGCAGCAUAUCUUCAUUGUUUACACCAGAUAACACACUUUUCCGUCAAUCAUCGCCAACCAAUGAUUAUUAUCAAGGACUAUACUCUCCAUACAAUAACAAUAAUAACACUUCUCAGUUUACAUCAUCAUUCAAACCAUUCCAAACCUCUAUGCAACCAACCUCAUACUAUCCACAACAACAACAACAACAAAAGAAUCAACCAUCGUCAUCAUUAAACUUCCAAAACCCACAACUCACAACACCUCAACAAUUACAUCUGCUACAACAACAACAAAUCCAACAGCAACAACUUCAACAACAACAAACCGCAGAACAAUUCGAAAAAGACAAACAAAAAGCAAGAGAAUCAGUCAUUGAAAAAUACAAAUUUUCACAUCCACCUCAAAGACCUUGUUGUUAUUGUGGUGAGGAAUCAAUUUUAGAAUGUUAUAAUUGUGCUAAAACAGGAUAUGCUACCUAUUUUUGUACUAAAGAGCAUCAAUCAUUAAUGUGGAAGGAACACUCACGAUAUCAUAAUAAUAUUAUGUUAAAGUAUAAUACCAAUAAAUAA